This is a messenger RNA of Heterocephalus glaber (naked mole-rat), 1744 nucleotides long. It is a transcript of the gene Ctbs, whose product is annotated as chitobiase. Gene Ontology annotation, molecular function: chitin binding; chitinase activity. The record is from RefSeq and is a predicted model, not a curated record. Lineage: Eukaryota; Metazoa; Chordata; Mammalia; Rodentia; Bathyergidae. Gene Ontology annotation, biological process: chitin catabolic process; oligosaccharide catabolic process.
AGGCCGGUUGGGGAGAUGCGACCGCGACCUCCCAACGCCACCCGCUUCAGCCGGGGGCCGAACGCCGCCCCGUCCCCGAUAACAGGCCCCGCCCCUGUCUCCGCCCGCCGGAGGAGCGCGCUCCCGCCGCCCUCCAGCAUGUCUGCGCUGUACCUCGGACGCUGCGCUCCGCGUCCCGCCCCGAGGAUCGCCCUGCAGCCGCUGGGGCUGUUGGCCUUGCUGGCGCUGUGCCUGGCGGCCUGGGCUGACUGUCCUUGCCGAGAACCUGAGCUCUGCCGCCAGAUCCGACACCGCCCGGACUUCGAGGUCUUUGUAUUUAAUGUUGGACAGAAAACUUGGAAAUCUUAUGACUGGUCACAGAUUACAACUGUGGCAGCUUUUGGAAAAUAUGACUCAGAACUCAUGUGCUACGCUCACUCAAAAGGAGCCAGAGUCAUGCUAAAAGGAGAUGUACCCUUAAAGAACAUCAUUGAUCCUAAUUUCAGAGCAUCCUGGAUAGCACAAAAACUUCACUUGGCUAAAACACAAUAUAUGGAUGGAAUUAAUAUUGACAUAGAGCAAGAAGUUAAGUGUCCAUCACCUGAAUAUGAUGCAUUAACGGCUUUGGUCGAAGAAACCACAGAGUCUUUCCAUCAUGAGAUUGAGGGAUCACAGGUAACUUUUGAUGUAGCUUGGUCUCCAAAGAACAUAGACAGAAGAUGCUAUAAUUAUACUGGAAUUGCAGAUGCUUGUGACUUUCUCUUUGUGAUGUCUUACGAUGAACAAAGUCAGAUCUGGUCAGAAUGUAUUGCAGCAGCCAAUGCUCCCUAUAAUCAGACAUUAUCUGGAUAUAGUGACUACAUCAAGAUGGGCAUUGACCCUAAGAAACUUGUAAUGGGUGUUCCUUGGUAUGGUUAUGAUUAUCACUGCCUGAACUUAUCUGAGGAUCAUGUUUGUACCAUUGCAAAAGUCCCUUUCCGGGGGGCUCCUUGUAGUGAUGCUGCAGGACGACAAGUGCCCUAUAAAACAAUCAUGAAGCAAAUAAAUAGUUCUGUUUCUGGAAGCCAGUGGAAUAAAGAUCAGCAGGCUCCUUAUUAUAAUUAUAAAGAUCCUGCUGGCCAUUUUCAUCAAGUGUGGUAUGAUAACCCUCAGAGCAUUUCUUUAAAGGCAGCAUAUAUACAAAACUAUGGCUUACGGGGCAUUGGUAUGUGGAAUGCAGACUGUCUUGACUACUCUGGAGAUGCUGUAGCCAAACAGCAAACUGAAGAAAUGUGGAAAGUCUUAAAGCCAAAAAGCUGUGACAGAGAUGAAGAUCUUUUGUCAAACUACUAAGAUAUAGAAAAUUGAUCUGUAUAAGUCCAGUACAGUAUCUUGAAGAGAUAAACAAUAAAUUUUUGUCAUGUUGCUAUAUAUUUUAGUAUUCUCAAAAAAGAUAAAAUAUAAGUGCUUUGAUUGAUUUUGAAAAAUCAUAUUUUUAUCAAAAAUAUCCAGGUACAUACAGGCAAGAAACAAGUCAACAUACUAUAUUAAAUGUUCUGUAAGAUUUUUGAACACUGUAAUUAGGAAAAUAAUGCUUUCAAAAUUUUAUUAUGCCAAAUUUCCCCCUCUGCUAUUAAAAUAUACCUUUACAAAUCAAUGAUGAUUAAAAAAUGCCUGAAAUGUAAAUGGAAAUUGUUGGUUUAGAAGAGAUUGUUGUAAAACCUUGCCUUUGAGGGGCAAUUUGGUUUAUAUUUUUUCCAAUAAAUCUUAAAUUUGAACCCUGGAA